AUGUUACUAUCGACCGUCCACAAGGCACCCGAGACAGAAAACAUCCAGCGCGAAAACGCCACGAUCCUGAGCUUGUGUCGGAACGAGGACCUGAACGGGAUCAUCUCGUCGAUCCAGAACCUGGAGGACCGUUUCAACCGCCACUUCAAUUACGACUGGGUGUUCCUUAACAAUGUUCCUUUUUCGGAGGAAUUCAAAAAUAAGGUUUCCGCCAUGGUGUCGGGCGAGGCGAAGUUCGGGCUGAUUCCUGAGGAGCACUGGUCGUACCCCUCGUUUAUAGAUCAGGAAAAGGCCAGACAGGAGCGCGAGCGGCUGGCCGACAUGGGGAUCAUCUACGCCGAUUCCGAGAGCUAUAGACACAUGUGCCGGUUCAACUCGGGCUUCUUCUACAAGCACCCGCUGCUGCAGCAGUACAGGUACUACUGGCGCGUGGAGCCGGAGGUGGACUUCUUCUGCGACUUCGGCUACGAUCCGUUCAGGCUGAUGCGCGAGCAGCACAAGAUAUACGGCUUCACCAUCUCGAUCUACGAGUUCCGGGCCACGAUAGCCUCGCUGUGGGACACGGUGCGGGCGUUCUUGAGCAAGAACCCGGACGCGCAGCACCCGAACGCGCUCGUGGACUUCAUCUCGGACGACAACGGCGACUCGUACAACCUGUGCCAUUUCUGGUCGAAUUUCGAGAUCGCAGACAUGGAUUUCUGGCGGUCCAAGGUGUACGAGGACUUUUUCAGCUAUCUGGACGCCUCGGGCGGCUUCUUCUACGAGCGCUGGGGCGACGCGCCCGUGCACUCGAUCGCCGUGUCGCUCUUUGUGGACCGCGACAAGAUACACUUCUUCGACGACAUAGGAUACAACCACGGGGUGUACUCGAUGUGUCCGCUCGACGACAACGUCUGGGUCACCAACAGAUGCAGCUGCAGCAAGAGCUCGGACUUCACGUUCCGCGGGUACUCGUGCGGCCAACGGUACUACAAGGUCACGAAUCGCGCGCUGCCUCCGAACUGGAAAGAGUAUGCAGAUCUAUAG
This is a messenger RNA of Ogataea haglerorum, 1026 nucleotides long. RefSeq lists its product as uncharacterized. Gene Ontology annotation, molecular function: alpha-1,2-mannosyltransferase activity. Lineage: Eukaryota; Fungi; Ascomycota; Pichiomycetes; Pichiales; Pichiaceae. Gene Ontology annotation, cellular component: membrane; Golgi apparatus. The transcript has 2 exons. Gene Ontology annotation, biological process: protein N-linked glycosylation; cell wall mannoprotein biosynthetic process; protein O-linked glycosylation. The record is from RefSeq and is a predicted model, not a curated record. Bases 1 to 1026 code for a protein of 341 amino acids.